GAAGCUACGGAAAGCCGCUCAGUCCGAGAAAGCUCGGAUUGAUCAUUAAAACCCGCAAACUACGCACAACUGCACAACUGUUCACGGAUACAGGUGAAGAUAGAAAUUAUUUAAACCAGAAUGAGGAGCAGCAGGUGUAGUGUGCAGUGGGGGGGUAUGCUCCUCUUUUUGUCCUGCUGUUUUCUGUGCGCUCACGCUCAGAUGAACCCAGACCACCACCACCAUCAGCAGCAGAUCGUAGAAAGUGCAGCCAGCCAACAUCGCCUGGAUAGAAACAUGGUUCAAGACAAAGACCACAUCAUGGAGCAUUUAGAGGGCGUCAUAGACAAACCAGAGAAAGACAUGACGCCCCAGGAGCUCCAGCUGCACUAUUUCAAAAUGCACGAUUACGAUGGGAACAACCUGCUGGACGGGCUGGAGCUUGCAACAGCAAUCUCACAUGUACACAGAGAGGAGAGAGGAGAGAGCAGCCAGCCAAUGAAAGAGGAGGAACUCAUUGCCCUCAUCGAUGACGUUCUGAGGGACGAUGACAAAAACAAUGACGGCUACAUAGAUUACGCAGAGUUCGCCAAAUCGCUGGAGUAGAGCGUCUUUCUGUUGCUUCCCGUCCACGACGACAGCAAGGAAUCAGCAGAGAGGCUGGAGGGUGAGCGUACCUGCAGCCAAAACUGAGAAGCCGCAUCACUUUUUAGAAGACCAUCUUUGAUUUCUUUCUUACAGAUUAUCGGUCAGGAGUAUCAAUCGUUCAUGAAACUUCUGACGGAUGAUUUUUCAAGCUGAAUCAGCAGUAAUCUGAUAAAUGACAAAAAGGGUGGAACACAGGAUGGUGGACUUCUUUUUUUGUGUGUGUGUGUGUGUAGAUGCCAUUUUGAAGGGUCAGUUCACCUAAAUUGCUAUUUUUCUAGUUAACCCUUAGCAGUAUACUUUCAGAUCUGAAUCCCCCGGUUUUGGAGCUGCAUAUGUGCAGCUGCGGAGUUUUGAGACAGCCUCAUUCACACACAGCCCUGAACGUUUGAAGGAUCAGUACUCUGAGUGGGUGGAUUGGACAGUAUUGGUUCUUUAUUCCCUUCUGUUAAACUUCUUUAUAUUUUUGCUUUUCCUCAAGACGUUUUUUUUAAUAUAUAAAAAUAAUAAAUAAAUAAAGGAACAGGGAGUGAUUAAGGUACAACAAGCAGGUGGUUAACUGAGGCCUGGUUAACCGCCUGUAACUUCCGGUUUCCACAGUGAAGCUUGGACUUCACUAUAUUCUGAAUGCUGCACUCUAAGCAAAGCUGCCUUUGAUUUUGGGUGAACUGAUCCUUUACAUGUACAAAAGCUUGGGUAGAGUGUUUUCUUUUAGUGGUGCUACACUUUGAUUCUCUCUGGCAGCACAACAGUCUGUAAAUAGAGUGUUCUCACAUUAAAGGGGACCUGUUCUACUCAUUUCCAGUUCUGUAUUUUUAUUCUGGGACUCUCAAGAGUAGCUUUGUGUUAUUCAGAGUUCAAAAUAUGCCUUAUUGAUCUUUGAUUGGCCACUGCACAGACCACAUUAAGGAUAUCUGUUCUCAUCGACAUCAUACUGAAAAUAAAAAAAGGUAAAUGGAGCGUUUAGAUUAAUCUGAAACCUGAGCUUUACUUUAAUAUACAGCCAAGAACAUCCAACACUGUAAAAGUGUAUUUAUAUGACAUGAUGGGUCCCCUUUAUACAUCUGCUUCAGAUGGACACACUCAUUUACAAGCACACUCAUCCUGAACACAGCGGGCCAAAUGGUUCCUCCUGUCAAUCUGUUUAAUUUGCUGUUUAUGUGAGGAUGGUUCCCAUGACAACAGAAAGUGACCUUGACUUGAUCACGCGCACAGUCCGUAUGUUUGAUGUGAAGCCCGAGGCUGCAGGUUACAGUAGCAGAAAUACUGUCUGUGUUUCAGUGAUAAUCGCCGAGUCAGCAGGAGCUCGACACACACCUGUCCUCGCAGAGUGAAUGUAAAGCAGCGGCGUGUUGCAGAUUCUUCAUCACUGGAUAAGCUAGACUAAACGCACACUGCCGUUAGUUUUUAAAGCGGACUCUGUUUUACGGGCUUUCAGAAAAGCACUUGAACACAACACGUUUGCUUCAGACUUUAACUGCCUUUAAAACAGACGUGAGUAUAAUAUGUCAGGUUAGGUCUGUUCAAUUCAUCUGUGAUUUCUUCUCAAGUAGUUUUAUUUUUUUGCCACACGUUGAUGACUUCUCUAUAUUUUUGCCAUCUAGUAUUAACUCUUCGGUCAACUCAGGUUGUUCUGAGUGCAAAUAUUUAAAAAGCAUAACAGACGCGACUGUGUUGUCUCUGUAAUGUGAAAUAUUAAAAGAAGACUGUAUUCUGCA
Messenger RNA from Pelmatolapia mariae (spotted tilapia), 2342 nucleotides. It is a transcript of the gene mcfd2, whose product is annotated as multiple coagulation factor deficiency 2, ER cargo receptor complex subunit. Bases 121 to 585 code for a protein of 154 amino acids. Gene Ontology annotation, molecular function: calcium ion binding. The record is from RefSeq and is a predicted model, not a curated record. Lineage: Eukaryota; Metazoa; Chordata; Actinopteri; Cichliformes; Cichlidae. The transcript is spliced from 4 exons.